AUGGCAUCUUUAAAACGGUAUAAACGAAAAUUCAUGGUUCUGGUGCUUUUGUUCCUGGUUUGUUCGGUAUGGACUUUUGUAAACUACUUUGUACAUGCAUCCAGACUGCUUACAACGAGUGAUUCUUCCACAAUACGGCACCCCGAAGGCGAAGCUAAAGCUAUACAAUUACGUGAAUGUAUUCAUAAUUUUAAACGAAACAGCUCUACGGAAGUGGAUAUGACUACGGGAAGUAUAGAUUCCUUAAAUGCCGCCAACGUAGCUAUGUUUGCGAUGCUAAAAGGGAUUAACAGAACAUUGAUAAAAUUUAUAAACAAUUUUCAUGCAUCGAAGAUUUCUGAAAAUCCUGUAGCAACAACGAGAAAGCCAACGGUUGACAUAAUAAACGACUAUUACCCUUUUGUUGAUUUUAAGUUCGUUUUCCCGGAAAUUUCGCCCAAAGUUGAAACAACACCAGAGAUUUUUAUGAUGGUUUUGGUCAAUUCGGGCGCCAAGGGCAACGAGUUUCGAAAACGUCGCGAGGCUAUCCGACAAACCUGGGGAAAUCGAAGCAAUUGUGAACAACGCAAAGCUAUGGGAGAUGAAAGAAAGAAGAACUUACGGUGGCUACUCGUAUUUGUUGUUGGAAAGGCAGGACCGGGAACAAACGAUGACGAACUAAACAUGGCUGAAGCUGGACAACACAAUGAUAUGUUGAUAGGAAAUAUCACAGACAACUAUAUUAAUAAUGUUGUCAAGUUCUACAUGGGUCAAGUGUGGGCAAGUAAAUUUGAUAUAAAAUACACAUUCAAAACAGACGAUGAUGUUUAUGUGCGCAUACCACGUGUGUUGGGAUAUCUUGUUAAUGCUAAGUUUCCAAGACCAUUUUACGGAGGAAUGACCUACUUGCCAAUCAGAGUUAAUCGUGUUAUUAGUGGAAAAUGGACAGUUAGUUGGAAAUAUUUUGGUGAAGUGAAUUUUCCGAUGUUUAAUGCUGGAGCGUUCUUUAUUCUGUCCACCGACCUUCUCAAUAGAUUAUUUAACUAUGUCUAUAUAAGAAAACCAUUUCACAUAGACGACGCAUAUGUAGGGGUGGCAAUGCGUGAUUUUGGGGUAAAAACUAGAACAAUAUUUUCGUUUGCUGUUAGGCCUGAUAUGAGUGAGUUUAUACAUAAAGCUGAGGACUGUACGAUAUUGCGUCUAGAUGGCUUUGGACAUAAUAUGGACCCAGAAUCAGCCAGAUUUCUUCACAAUCGCCUGACGACAUUGGCUUGUGGGAAUAUGCAUCUCAAGUGUUGA
Messenger RNA from Paramuricea clavata, 1278 nucleotides. Lineage: Eukaryota; Metazoa; Cnidaria; Anthozoa; Malacalcyonacea; Plexauridae. The record is from the annotation of a GenBank genome assembly.